GAGCACUGGUGGUGGGACACCAAGACCUCCAACGACGGUGGCGCCGUCAACGAUCCGGAGAUGCGCCAGUUCUACGCCUCCUGCCUGCAGCGAGGUGUUUUGACGCCGGAACCCAGAUGGCGCCUCGUGGUUCACAACGUGGCAACGGCCGGGUCGAAAGGUGCGGUCCGCAUUCUACAGCAGUUGCGGCCAUAUGGCCGAUCCGAG
Molecule: messenger RNA, 207 nt
Organism: Symbiodinium natans
Lineage: Eukaryota; Dinophyceae; Suessiales; Symbiodiniaceae
Source: the annotation of a GenBank genome assembly